Molecule: messenger RNA, 1581 nt
Organism: Baudoinia panamericana UAMH 10762
Lineage: Eukaryota; Fungi; Ascomycota; Dothideomycetes; Mycosphaerellales; Teratosphaeriaceae
Exons: 6
Coding region: 1-1581 (526 amino acids)
Biological process (GO): 'de novo' AMP biosynthetic process
Cellular component (GO): cytosol
Molecular function (GO): N6-(1,2-dicarboxyethyl)AMP AMP-lyase (fumarate-forming) activity; (S)-2-(5-amino-1-(5-phospho-D-ribosyl)imidazole-4-carboxamido) succinate lyase (fumarate-forming) activity
Source: RefSeq, a predicted model, not a curated record
AUGUCCGGAACCACUUCGUCGAGAAUGCCUGAUGGCGCUGGGCAACGGAUGGUAUCGACGCCCGAUGUCAGGCUCGCAACACUAAUGGAUAUGACGCAUUUGACCCCUACCAAAAGUGCAUUCGAUGCCAAAUAUGAUACUUACCAGAACCCGCUCAAUUCAAGAUAUUGCAGUCAACGCAUGAAGUACAUCUUUUCGCCACGCAACCGUUUCAGCACUUGGCGCGAACUCUGGAUCUUCCUUGCCGAAUCCGAACGCGAAUUGGGUCUGGAGGGUAUCACAACUGAAGCAAUUCAGCAGCUGAAAGACCACGCGCUCAUUCAGGACCACGAAUUCGAAACCGCCGCUAUCGAGGAGAAACGGAGACGGCACGAUGUCAUGGCUCACGUGCAUACGUACGGUCUUGCGGCUCCGGCAGCGGCGGGGAUAAUUCACUGGGGUGCUACUUCUUGCUACGUGACAGACAAUGCAGACCUGAUCUUUAUGCGCGAUGCGCUUGACGAACUAUUACCGAAGCUCGCAGCUGUCAUCCAACGCUUCAGCGCAUUCGCCAAAGAAUACCGCAGUGUGCCCUGUUUGGGCUACACCCACGGUCAAGCCGCCCAAAUGGUGACAGUAGGCAAGCGAGCCACCAUCUGGAUCGAAGACCUUCUCGACGACCUUCACAACCUCGAACACGCUCGCGAAAGGCUCCUCGGCAAGUUCCGCGGCGUCAAAGGCACGACCGGCACACAAGCCUCCUUCCUUGCCAUCUUCCAAGACGACCAUGACAAGGUAAAGCAACUCGAUCGAUUGGUGACGAAGAAGGCCGGGUUCAACGGCGCAUCUCUCAGUACGACCCAGACGUACUCACGGAAGAUCGACGUUGACAUCGUUCAUGCGUUGUCGUCUUUCGGCUGUACUUGCGAACGCAUCGGCGGCGACAUACGCCAUCUUGCCAUGUUCAAGGAGCUGGAGGAGCCUUUCGAGCAGGACCAAAUCGGGUCGAGUGCGAUGGCAUACAAGCGGAACCCGAUGCGGUCGGAGCGGCUCUGUUCGAUUGGGCGAAUGCUCUCGAGUUUCAGUGCAGAGGCGGAGCAAACGUACAAGAGUCAGUGGUUGGAGAGGAGUCUGGACGAUUCGGCGAUACGAAGGAUCGUGCUGCCGGAGAGUUUCUUGUGCGCGGAUGCUUGCUUGAUCUUGCUCAACAAUGUCUCUUCGGGCCUGGUUGUCAACGAAGCUGUAAUUAGACAGCGGAUAGACCUAGAGUUGCCGUUCAUGGCAACGGAGAACAUCAUCAUGGAGAUGGUCACCAAAGGCCACUCAAGGCAGGAUGCGCAUGAGAAGAUUCGCGUACUGUCACACCAAGCCGGCGCUGUCGUCAAGCAAGAAGGCAAAGCUAACGAUCUCAUCGAGCGGAUACGAAACGAUGACUUCUUCAAACCCAUUCUUGACGAUCUGAAGCGCCUGAUGGAGCCUGAAACGUUCAUUGGAAGGUCGCCGCAGAUUGUGGAUGAGGUGCUGGAGAUUGACGUCAAGCCUGCCCUUGCGAAGUAUGAGGAGAAAUUGGGUGUUGUGGGCGACGCCGAACUGAAUGUGUAA